Messenger RNA from Geodia barretti, 552 nucleotides. NCBI's taxonomy places the organism in Eukaryota, Metazoa, Porifera, Demospongiae, Tetractinellida, Geodiidae. The record is from the annotation of a GenBank genome assembly.
AUGCCUGAAGUAAUCCUCUACGUAGCUUCCAGCCUUGACGGCUACAUUGCCCGCCCCGAUGGCGCGGUGGACUGGCUUGAUGACAUACCCGAGCAGGGAGAAGGGCCGGCCGAAGAUUAUGGCUAUGGCGAGUUUAUCGCCGGGGUGGGUGUGGUGAUGAUGGGUCGGGCAACCUACGAGCAACUCCUGUCUUUCGACGUGGACUACCCUUACCCGGGCACGGAGGGCUUUGUCUUUUCCCGAACUCGGGCGGGCGAGCAGGAUGAAAACGUGCAGUUCGUUGAUGGCGCCGAUAUUCCAGGUCUUGUAAACCGGCUAAAGGCUUCUUCCGACAAGAACAUCUGGUUAAUCGGUGGCGGCCUGUUGGUGCAAGAGUUUCUGAAGCUUGAUCUUAUUGACCGUAUGGAGAUUUUCAUUCUGCCGGUUAUUCUGGGCGAAGGCAUCCCCCUGUUUCCGCCACCCACACCGCAAAUAAGCCUCAACCUUGUCGCAGUCCGGUCGCACGACAACGGCAUGGCACAAUUGACCUAUGUGCGGGCAUCUCAAUGUUAG